Messenger RNA from Glarea lozoyensis ATCC 20868, 690 nucleotides. RefSeq lists its product as uncharacterized. The record is from RefSeq and is a predicted model, not a curated record. Lineage: Eukaryota; Fungi; Ascomycota; Leotiomycetes; Helotiales; Helotiaceae. The coding region runs from base 1 to 690 and encodes 229 amino acids. The transcript has 2 exons.
AUGGCGAUCAGUAAACUCCAACGAACCAUCACUUCGAGAGCUUCUUUCGAUCAAUAUCCUGCUGUUGAAUUCGCACCGCCAAAAAGAUCCAAGACUUCUUGGGGUAGAAUAUCUGGAAACGACGCAAAGAGUCUCCCGGACGUUCAUAGUGAGCACUACGUGCCACAGGAUCUGAGGACUAGGACCUAUAAGGAACACGUCGAGACAAUCAUUAUGCAGGCCCAUCAUGUUCAGGAGCUUCCAAGAGAAGAGACCACGAGAGAUGGAAAGGGCACUGGGUUCCCCGAGCCAUUGAGUGAACAUACCAACACAACUCUAAGACAUCCCGAUGCCGAUACUUCAGAAAAUGCAACGAUCGAGGGAGCAAGCCUGAAACGCAUGAACUCGAAAACCAAACAUCGAUCGUUCCUCGGCAGAGGCAAUUCACGAAACAAAGCUAUUCAUGGCCGAUUGAGUCCUGAGGAGUCUGGUCUUUACGACAAUAUCCAAUACGAAGACGGCACAACCGAGCAGAAGAGCCUGAAGGAAAUCAGCCGGGAGGCAUCUAAGAGGGACAGUGGUGUACACACUGGUGCCAGUCAGGAAUCGUUGGGCAAAGUGAGCUCCAACAGCGAUGCGCAUUCGGAAAAAUCGCAGAGCUCGUCGAGCAAGAAAAGAAGUAUCCUCAGAAAGCUUCAUCUGGAGAAGUAA